AUGUCGGACGUGCAAAGUCUUUUUAAGAAAAACUCGAUCAUUCCGGAUAUUAUAACGAUUGCUCCUUCAGAAAUAUUAAAUAUUAAGUAUCCAAGUGGGGUUACUGUUGAUUUGGGUAAGGAGUUGACUCCAACUCAAGUCAAGGACAAACCUGUAGUAAAAUGGGCUUGUAAAGAUACCGAGUAUUAUACUUUAGCCAUGAUUGACCCUGACGCACCUAGCCGUGAAAACCCAAAAUUUCGUGAAUGGCACCAUUGGUUAGUGGGAAACAUUUAUGGGGGUGAUCUUAAUAAGGGAGAAGUCCUUUCUGACUAUAUUGGUUCCGGACCUCCGAAAGGUACCGGAUUACAUAGAUAUGUAUUUUUAGUCUUUAAACAACAAGAAAAAUUUGAUUUUUCUAAAGUCCCAAAACUUCCCAAUAAUUCAGGAGACAAAAGAGGAAAGUUUUCUAUUGCUAAGUUUGCUCAAGAAUAUAAGUUGGGUACACCUAUAGCUGGAAAUUUUUAUCUUGCAAAAUAUGAUGAUUAUGUCCCGAAAUUGUACGCUAAAUUAAAGGGAUAA
This is a messenger RNA of Pieris macdunnoughi, 561 nucleotides long. The record is from the annotation of a GenBank genome assembly. Lineage: Eukaryota; Metazoa; Arthropoda; Insecta; Lepidoptera; Pieridae.